Molecule: messenger RNA, 1535 nt
Organism: Poecilia reticulata (guppy)
Lineage: Eukaryota; Metazoa; Chordata; Actinopteri; Cyprinodontiformes; Poeciliidae
Source: RefSeq, a predicted model, not a curated record
UCUGCUGCCAGAUUCUCCUGUGGAUCAAACCUGCAGAUCGUCUGCAGCUCUGGGAUCGACUGAUCAUCCUGGUGGAGCUUCGUUCAGCAGCUGAGAUGCAGACGGUCGUCACCAACCUGGCGCUGCAGAAGCUGCAGUCCUACUUCGCCGUCGUGGUGAUCUUCACCUACAGCAUUCUGCUCAGGAGCGACUUUGAAUGCACCUGCAAGCGCCAGCAGUACUACUGCAUCAUCUACGCCGUCACACCUGGUCUCAUAGCAACCGUCCUGAUGCUGUGGUCCAACCGGCUGUUCCAGAGGACCUGCAGCUACCGCUCCAGGUUCAAGAGCUUCAUCUGCCGCCAGGUGCUGAAGGCGGCUCUGGUCGGCCUCCUCUGGGUGGCGUUUCUCCUCAUCGACGGCGAAUGGUGGGCCUGUUGCUCCAACAAACUCACUGAGCAGCAGGCGGCUCUGCCCUGCAAGGCCGCGGCCAACUGGGGCGACAACGACACCGAAACCAUGGCUGCCAUCAAAACCACGUCCAGGGUCAGCGGCUGCUGGCUGCUCUUCCUCAUCGUUUUCGCCGGAGCCAUGAGUUCCUGGACCCGAUGGAGGAGCGGCUGCAGCAAAGGAGCCACUCAGUACGAAGAAACGCUUUAUUACAAGCUGGUUCUGGAGGAGGAGGAGGCGGUUCUGAAGGAGGUUCUGAGGGAGUCCAUCAGAAAACAGCUGACCGAGCAGAUUAAGUCCAAAUGUAAGGAGAACUGGAAGGAAUGUUUCAACGUGGCUGAAGAGGUGAUGAAGAACCAGCCUUCAGGAAGUGAAAACGAAGCUGAAAUUCAUGAAGAUGUUUGGAAAUUCACUUUUCCUSAGGCCCAGCAGAUUUCUCUCCAGUUGGUUUCAAAGCCGGAGAAGAAAGAUGGAGCAGCUUCCCAGGAUGAGGCAGGAGGGGUCUGUGGAAACCAGAACAAUCCUCCACCAUCCGACCCGGACAAAAACGUUGAACUGGCUGAAAGAUCAGAGGAAGCGUCUCGUUUGGUGGAUAAAGAGAAAAACACGGAACCCUGAUCAAGUUGAACUUCGACUCCAGUUCAUUUCUAUAUUUCAUUUUAAYUUUACUGACCUCAGAUCUUMAAUAGAAAUAUUUUUCUGUUCCUUUGUCGUCUAUUGGUUUGUUUCUGUUUUAUUUUAGUUCAGCUCUUUAGUUUUAUUGUUUCUCAUGUUUACUUUAGAUUUUUACUCAUGUAUCUUUUUCCUCUCCUGGUUUCUAAUCAUCUGUUUCUUCUUCGCUGAUCGACUCAGUAAAUAUAAACUUUUUCUCAGUUUCUCUCUUUAAAUCUCUUCAUUUUCUGUUUCCGACUGAAAUCAUUUCAAUAACCAGAGGAAGCAUCAUGCUGAGGGACGCCGUCCAUGUGAGGACAGAUCUGUGUCCCUCUGAGCGUCCUGCAGCAGGUCAAACGUUUCUUCAACAUGUGGAAACACAGCCUGAGGUCAAAGGUCACAGGGUCCAUCCUGUGACUUUAUAGAAAAUGACCUAAAUAAAUAUUUAAAGCUCCA